CCCAGCUAUAAACAAGUUUUAUUGAGCUGGACUGUUUACAUAAACUCUUAGUAUUAGUUAAUUAUAAGGAAAUGUUUUUUGUUUAAUUUUCUUGUUCACACAAGUGAGAUGUUCUUUGGCAUAUGUCAGUUAUCCCUAUUAUAUUUUGUAAAAAAAAAAAAAAAAAGAAAAAAGAAGAAAGAAAGAAAGAAAAGAAAUACAAUAAAUUAACUACAUUGAGACAUAAAUUGUAUUUUUUUUUACAUAACAAAAUAAUAAUUGUAAUGUAAUUUACACCACCAAUACACUAUCUCAGGUCAUUGUCCAUAGGCCUACUAACAAUACAUCUGUAAGCUGCUCCAGACAUCUAUUUCUCUAUCUAUUUAAAUUAUAUAUGAAAAUCUGAGAAUCUGAUCUAAUUCAUGCAUUUUUGAAAAAUUCUGUAUUGUCCUGCAUUUGAGGCUUGAGUGGUCUGAAAACUCUUGUUUUCAUCCUUAUCCCUGCACAUAUCCCUGUAAUUAGCUGUGAUUGUUCAAAGUCUGGGUGAAACGUACAGGGUUCUGAAAUGCAGCCAGCUUUUAAGCAUAAAUAUGAUGAAAUGCAACAAUGAAGAGGCAGGAUCUAUAUCAGGAUCAGUUCAACAGAAAGUCAGCUGUCCCAUUUCUAUUAAGUCGUUUUAGAUGGUUUACAAUGAAGGAAAUUUUAAAUGACUAUGGCACAGGGCAAUCGCAAUUACCUUUGCCAAAAGCAUGACAUGAUUUUUUUUAUUUAUUUAUUUUUUUCCAAAAUCUAAACCCUUGUACUUUGCAGUAUUAUAAUGUUAUUAUAAUGGUAUACUUCUUUGCAAUUUAAGCUAAUGUGUAAUGUUGCCACUAGAGGUCUCUAGAGCUGCAUUGGUUUUGAAAAGUGAGUUGCAAAGUCGACGAUAUCAAGUUGAUUGUUUUGCAACGUUGUUUCAUUUUAGUCCCGUGGUAAUUGUGUUCAUAACAGGCUUUACGAACAGAGAGAAGAAAGUACACCCCAUUGUCAGUGUAUUAUGAUCGUGCGCUCUAUUCAGUAUGUUAGGUUGGUGUACUAAAUAAUAAUAACCUGUCUACCCUAAGCUAAUUAGUGUUCUGCCUAAUUAAUUAAAGGCGUAUCCUCUAGUUUAAAAAGUCAUUCCCAUCGUUAAGAGUGUUGCAGUUAACAUGAUCCAGAUGUAAUAACAGUAAACUAUAUGGCAAUUUGCUUAAAGAUCGUCCUGUUUUUUAUCCCGAGAAUGUGACGUUUUUGACAGGAAAAGUAGGCAGGGAUUUAACGCCUGAAGCUCCACGCUAGAGGAGGGACCAUGGCACUGUGAGAAGAGGGGCCGAGUUUCUCAGCGCUCUGGAAUCGGAAGACCAUCCAGUUAUGAUCUGAAACUGUCCGUGUGUGCGUAAAAUGUAUUUAUUUAUUUUUUAUUUUUUUUGCCUAAUGGGUCUUGAAAAGUGAGCUGUCUACGCUGUCCUCGAUGUCACCACAGAGAGCGUCAAUGGAAGUCACAACAAGAAGUUUCUGAAGAUUUCUUUUUAACUUUGAAGGGUCUACUAACGCAAAGAAGAUGAAGGAGUUGAGAAAGAGAAAGCUGUACGUGGUGGUGGACGUCCUGUGCGUUUUAGUGGCGGCUCUCCCCUUCAUCAUCAUGACAAUUGUAUCCAAGCCUUACCAUAGACGUAUCUACUGUGACGACGAGAGCAUCCAAUACCCCCUCAAACCUGACACCAUCACACAUGGCAUGCUGGCUGCUGUCACCAUCUCCUGCACAGUCAUCAUAAUCUCAUCUGGUGAAGCCUAUUUAGUCUACAGCAAGAAGAUAUACUCAAAUUCCAGUUUCAACCAGUAUGUAGCUGCUCUUUACAAGGUUGUGGGGACCUUUCUGUUUGGAGGAGCUGUAAGUCAGUCGCUCACAGACUUGGCCAAGUACACUAUCGGCCGCCCAAGGCCAAACUUCAUGAGCGUGUGUGCACCCAGAGUCUGUAUCAGCUACAUUGAAGCAGCAAACUGCACCGGGAGGCCACAGGAUGUCACAGAGUCCAGUUUGUCAUUUUACUCUGGGCAUUCAUCAUUUGGCAUGUACUGCAUGCUCUUCUUGGCGCUUUAUGUGCAGGCCAGACUUGCUGCUAAGUGGGCCAGACUUCUCCGACCAACCAUCCAGUUCUUCCUGGUGGCCUUUGCCGUGUAUGUGGGCUACACUCGCGUUUCUGAUUACAAGCACCACUGGAGCGAUGUGCUGGUGGGACUGCUGCAAGGAGCGCUGGUGGCUGUGCUCAAUGUGCACUUUGUGUCAGACUUCUUCAAGAAACGCCCUCCACGUCGGUGCACCCAGACCACAGUGGAGAGCGAGGAAGCAGAGAGGAAACCCAGCCUGCAGAUCGCAGACUCGGAGCACAGCAACCAUUACAACUAUCACCAGAACUCUGGUCCUGUCUAGGGCAGAAGGAGCAGACCACACAACACGCAGUGUGAGGGCCUGGAGGAUCCUGUGGACAUGGUGGACAAGCUCAGCGUUCUCAGGCUGACUUCAGCUCUUUGGUCUGGUUCUUUAUGUGAACCACUCACCCAUCUCAAACCACUGGACUGAGAGACGAGGAUAUCCAGACUACACAGAAAUGUUUCCUUCUUCCCUCCAAAGAAAGCAUUUUAUUCAGAAAACACAAAGUAAAAUAUCAAUAAGCUUAAUUUGGUUGGGAAUCCAUUGACUGGCCUGGCUUCUGCUGGUUGUAUUGAUUAUUUAAGAAUAAGAGUUAUCAUGGCUCAAAGAUGCACAACCACCAUCCCUGCUCAGAGCCUCUCCCUGAGUUAAUGCUGGUAGACAGUUUACUCUUACAUUUCUCAAGUCAUGUUAUCAGAAACAGUAAAACAUUCAGUUUGUUAAGUAUUAUCAAUACCUGUUUGGUGAAUGUAGCUUUACAUUUUUGUUUUUACUGUUUUUAUUUUAGUGCAUCACAGAGACAAUAAUAAUGCCCAUUUUCUGCUGUAUGUCCCCAGUGGAAAGGCUUCAAAUGAUUAUAAGCUUCAAAUUGUCUUAAGGUGUAUGUGCUGUCAUUAGGAGGGUUUGAUACAUCUCUACAUUUGCAGUAAUCAAAUACAUGUCGAGAUACAGGAUGUGAGAUAUGAAAUGUCAGUCAGGUUCAGUGCUUUAUAGGGUUUUCUUUUUUAGUACUGAUGGGUUUUGUUUGAAAGCUGUUUGGAAGGUAUUAUGUUGACUGUACUGUGUGUGUUGUGAGGAUAUAUCUUGCUAUUGAUUAUUUUUUACAGUUUUCAUAGAAGCACACAUUUUCCAGACAUAUUCUGUCAGCUUUGUUUCCCUGUGGACCCGUUUAUCACGUGCGUGUAUAGCUUAACUUACUUUAAAAAUGAAUACAAAAGCAUACCACUAAUAUUAUAAUUAUAUUUGCUUUUCUUUAGACGUUCUUUUUUUACGCCUAUUUUAAAAUGGAAGAAAUCGGCUUAAAAAACUAAUUUAUUUGAAACAUCUGCUUUUAGUUGGAAUUUUCUGCACUACUUUCAUGUGCAAUCAUGGAUGCUUGCCACUAUGAGCCAGAAAUACUGUUAAAGGCAUGAGACUUGCUCCAUGUUCCUGAAGGAUGUGAGCCUAUGCUAUAAUAUGUUUUAUAUGUUUUAUUUUACAUUAAGUGUGUGCAUGAUUAGGCCUGAAUGUGUUACUUUGGUGCUUUUUCUGUUGGUAGUACCUACCACAAAAAUGCUCUCAUAUUCCAAACAUAAGCCAGAUGCCUUGGCAGAUCUUUUAAGGGACUCUUGUAAUGAUUAAGACUAACACAGCCAAAGCCGAAGAUACUGACCCAGCCCCACUUCAAAGCACUGCCUCUUCCUGUGCUGAUACUCGGGGCUCAUUUGUGCUGAGUGUUUCCUGUACAGUGCUGCAGCGGAGCUGGGAGCAGACGUCAGUGAACACCACAGCCCUGCCCGGACCUAAAGGGGGACCAGUCUCACCUGGUAAUGAUUGUGAGGCUCAUGAGCAGAGCUGAGACUGGGGAAAGGUGGCAUGCUUUAGUGGGGCGGGGUCAUGGUUAUCCCAUAAUGAACUUUGGUCCCUGGAGUCUUCCCCACAUUGAAAACACAUUUCUAACACAAAGCAGCUGGAAGUGCUUGUGGUGUGGUGGCGUGUGAGCCCCCCUUGCCUCAGUGUACAUCUAAGUCAUCGGAGUGUUACUGAAGCCAGACCAAGGCCUUGUAUAGUCUGUCCUUCAGACCUGGUGACGUGGCUCUGUGCUAAAGAUUUGUUAGACUAUAUGUAUUGCGAAGUCUACCCUUAUUGGUUGUUGUGUGUGUGAUUGUUAUCCAAAGACAUUUAAAUAAAGUUAUGGAAAACUGUU
Boleophthalmus pectinirostris (great blue-spotted mudskipper) is the source of this 4334-nucleotide messenger RNA. RefSeq names its product phospholipid phosphatase 2b (gene plpp2b). Gene Ontology annotation, biological process: signal transduction; phospholipid metabolic process; phospholipid dephosphorylation. Bases 1559 to 2428 code for a protein of 289 amino acids. Gene Ontology annotation, molecular function: phosphatidate phosphatase activity. Lineage: Eukaryota; Metazoa; Chordata; Actinopteri; Gobiiformes; Gobiidae. The transcript is spliced from 7 exons. The record is from RefSeq and is a predicted model, not a curated record.